Molecule: messenger RNA, 369 nt
Organism: Manduca sexta (tobacco hornworm)
Lineage: Eukaryota; Metazoa; Arthropoda; Insecta; Lepidoptera; Sphingidae
Exons: 3
Source: RefSeq, a predicted model, not a curated record
UCAAUCAUUAUCAACACGCGAUUAUUAAAAUUUACGGAUAAAUUAUAAAAUCAUAUGUUUCCAACAAAAACGCGCGGACCGGCGAGUGUGGUAGACCGUGAGGAGUUAAAAAAAAUAGAGAAGAUGACAGUGGAACUUGCUAAAGAUGAAGCUGUGCCAUUAGAAGAAGCUAUUGAUAAAGCUGGAUUUGGCUUCUACAGCUACUUACUGAUCUGUCUCACCGGCCUUGGGAUUAUAUCAUUCGUCUGCAUCAGCUAUGGAAGCACCAUCCUCAUUCCCGCGAGCGCCUGUGAGCUGAAGACCACCACUGGUCAGCAAGGGGCGCUCGCUGCAGCGCCGGUAGUAGGCUCAAUCAUCGGCACGCUAGUA